Messenger RNA from Lycium ferocissimum, 1373 nucleotides. RefSeq names its product putative leucine-rich repeat receptor-like serine/threonine-protein kinase At2g19230. The record is from RefSeq and is a predicted model, not a curated record. The transcript is spliced from 3 exons. The coding region runs from base 58 to 1140 and encodes 360 amino acids. NCBI's taxonomy places the organism in Eukaryota, Viridiplantae, Streptophyta, Magnoliopsida, Solanales, Solanaceae.
CCCAAAGUUAUUCUCAAUCAACCAAUUAAACUUCAAGAUAAUAGAUUAAAUCCAAAUAUGGAGGAGAUGUUGAAUGGAUUCCUCUUUGCAUGGCUUGUUACUUUAUCUUUAGCAACAAUAGCUGUUGCACAAGAUGACCAAUCAGGAUUCAUAAGCAUCGAUUGUGGAAUACCAGCAGGUUCCAACUAUACUGACAGAAUAACAGGACUAUCUUACACUUCAGAUGUAGGUUAUGUCAGUGGUGGAGUGAGCAAUAGCAUAUCCCUUAUUUAUCAAUCCAAUUCCCCAGAAAGGCUAUUUCUGACAGUUACAAGCUUCCCUUUAGGGACAAAAAAUUGCUACACUUUAACCCCAGCUCAAGGGAUUUUUGGCAAAUACUUGAUAAGGGCAAGUUUUCUAUAUGGAGAUUAUGAUGGAACUGGCCAAUUACCAAAUUUUGAUCUUUACAUUGGAGAAAAUUAUUGGGACACAGUCACAAUUUCUAAUGCUUCUAUACCAAUUAGGAAGGAAAUUAUAUACACACCCUCCACCGACUAUAUAACUGUUUGCCUUGUCAAGACAGAUACUACAACUCCUUUUAUUUCAGCCUUAGAGUUAAGGCCUUUGAAUAUUACCAUAUAUCCAACACUAAGUAAAUCAUUGGAACUUUAUGCACGUCUGAACUUCGGUACCUUAACCAAUCAAUACAUUAGGUACAACUAUGAUGCGUACGAUAGAAUUUGGAUGCCAUUUCUAUGGGACACAAAAGCAAUUAUUAAUACAACACAAGACGUACUUGAAAACACUUACAGAGUACCAUCCGCGAUAAUGAGCACGGCCGUGACACCGGACCCGUUGACCGCCACCAACGAAUCGGUGUCCUUUUACUGGACAGCUAAUAAUAUUACGGAAAGGUAUUACAUAUACAUGCACUUCGCUGAAGUCGUAGAAGUGCCCGUGACACAAAUAAGGGAAUUCAACAUUUAUAUAAACGAUAACCUAUUUUAUGGACCUAUGUCUCCAAACUAUUUGUCCACGACAACUGUGUACACAGUGUCUCCAGGCUAUGGUGUUGAGAGGUACGAUAUUGUGAUUAACAAAACUGCGAUAUCAACUCUUCCGCCACUCCUUAAUGCUGUCGAAAUUUAUAGAGAGAUAUAGUUGGUUAAUAAGAAAAUGUAUCAAUAUCUGUAUGUGGUGUGGAGUGAAAUAAGAGAAUUUUUCAUCAAGGAAAUCGAAGGCCGAGAUGGAGAGUUAUGGUGCAUGUGUUGUUGUACAUUUGUUGAAUUUACUUUUCUAUUUGUGGAUUAAAGCUAGCUCAAUUGACUAGUAAUUUUGAUUUUACAAACUGAUCAUUGUGCUCUAUUCCGCAAUCAGUAUCCGUUCUUCGUUAA